Messenger RNA from Penicillium soppii, 915 nucleotides. RefSeq lists its product as uncharacterized. The record is from RefSeq and is a predicted model, not a curated record. The transcript has a single exon. Lineage: Eukaryota; Fungi; Ascomycota; Eurotiomycetes; Eurotiales; Aspergillaceae. The coding region runs from base 1 to 915 and encodes 304 amino acids. Gene Ontology annotation, molecular function: ATP binding; protein kinase activity. Gene Ontology annotation, biological process: protein phosphorylation; regulation of mRNA processing; spliceosomal complex assembly.
AUGGUAUGGCUGGCACAGGACAUGGAGGAAAGUCGAUAUGUCGCCGUCAAGGUGGGAUUCACCUGGCUGGUUGAGUCUCGGCCGCGUGAGAUUUCUGUCAUGAAGCUGCUUAGAGAACAUCCUCUCUCAAAUCAUCCGGGCAAAAACCACGUUGUCGAGCUCUUAGAAUAUUUCGUUCACGAUGGAUCUAACGGCUCGCAUGCAUGUAUAGUCACUGACCAACUAGGAGGACACGUCGGGAUGGCAUUGUCUGACUUCGACUCCGAAAAUCCAGUGCCGUACCAGAAUGGCCGUAAAAUUUCAAUUCAGGCGCUACAAGCCCUUGACUACCUUCACCAACAGGGCGUCAUGCAUGGCGACGUCCACUCAAGAAAUCUAGUCUUCGCCUUGACCUAUAACAUUGACGACCACACGGGCGUAGAUAUUGAGACAAAGAAUCAACGAGGAAAUGAGUCAAAUGAGCCUGAUGAGAAGUAUACUCAUGACGAUAGGAUCAGUAUCUCAGAGGGCGGCACAGCAAACGUUAGCGUUAUCUUAAUCGAGCUUGGCGCUUCCAGCAGUUCCGCAAAUGGCCCAAGCAAUGAAUAUGCCUACCCAAUUCCCUACCGUGCACCGGAAGUCCCGAUGGAUACAGGGUCAGUCACUGACAAGGCAGAUAUCUGGGUACUUGGCGGCGAGAUUUGGCGCAUCGUCAUCUUUGUUGGGCAGCUGGGUCCGGUACCCGAAUCACUACGGACGGCAUGGCUGGACUCGGAGUGUCACCUCACGUCCGAUGGCCUUCUGAAGAACUCAUUCCCCGAAGACGAAAGGGAGCUUCCAAUUGCUGAGGAAUUCAUCAACUAUAAGCCCAAGGGAUUGAGUAGAGAUGAGACCACAGCCUUCGCUGAGUUUAUGGGCCAUUAUUUUCAAUUCUAA